This is a messenger RNA of Symbiodinium sp. CCMP2456, 201 nucleotides long. The record is from the annotation of a GenBank genome assembly. NCBI's taxonomy places the organism in Eukaryota, Dinophyceae, Suessiales, Symbiodiniaceae.
GCAAACUUUGCAUCCAAGGGAUGCAGCCUGCAGCAAUAUGUCCCAUCCGUGCUGGAGGCCAUGCUGACUGCCGGGUUUCAACCCAUGGGCAGGGCAUGCCGCCAUUUGGUGCUGACGGGCGAGGCACUUUCCACUGAGCUUUGCAGAAGACUCUCUCGUGCCGGGGAGUUCAUGGUGCGGAACCAUUACGGCCAAACCGAG